Molecule: messenger RNA, 306 nt
Organism: Aspergillus homomorphus CBS 101889
Lineage: Eukaryota; Fungi; Ascomycota; Eurotiomycetes; Eurotiales; Aspergillaceae
Exons: 2
Coding region: 1-306 (101 amino acids)
Source: RefSeq, a predicted model, not a curated record
AUGAAGCUCCUCACCACCUUGAUCGUCAACGCCCUGGCUCUGACGGCCUCCGUCCAAGCAAGAGACUGCACCCCGGGCAUGAACUACUGCGCAGGAGUCUUGGACGACGUCGACACCAGGUACAACGCGCUCAUGGACAGCGCAAUCAAGCAGAAGUACGGCAACGAGUGGUGGUCCUUCGUCAACCAGAAGGGAGAUUUCUUGUACCACUGCGAGAGCGGCGGAGGAAUCAGUAUCGUCUCGGGCUGCAGCUGGGGAUGUGUCAAUAACGGCGCGGGGCAGAGUGAUACUUGCCGAUGGGCGUGA